This is a messenger RNA of Rhopilema esculentum, 3253 nucleotides long. RefSeq lists its product as uncharacterized. NCBI's taxonomy places the organism in Eukaryota, Metazoa, Cnidaria, Scyphozoa, Rhizostomeae, Rhizostomatidae. The record is from RefSeq and is a predicted model, not a curated record.
AUGAACGUUAUUCUCAUCUUUUGAAAAGACAACUUUAAAAAAUUUUAUGAUAGCUAAUCUAAAGACAGUGAGUUCGUUAUGGAUGGGGGAAGGGUGAAUACGAGGAUAAGACUGCCUAAGCUAAUUAAGAAAUGGUCAAGACCAGAUAUUAAGUUAAAUUGAGGAUGGGGCCUUAGAAGACUCAAGGUAGGAGUCAGUGUCGGUAAGAAAGGAAUAAUCAAUUUGUAUUCCACCUAUGAAACAACACGUCUGUGCGACGGUAACGCCGAUCUCUGCCAACUGCCAGCAACCUUUUGGAAUGAAAAUUUGCCCUGUGUUUUGUGUACUGCUUGACUCAAUCAUGCAGCACAAAACUGCCUUUGCAUUUCCAUGUCAAUUCAACAAGGCAUUGACACCCACCCUCUUAGAUUUUCUUCAUUUUCAUUUUGCAAAUAAAUCUUCUUUAGAAAUAAAGUUUCCCGAAAUUUCACGUCAAUAUCUUUUAUAUUGGCUGAAAUAUCGCAAUUUCAAAUUUAAUAAUUUUUUAGGUAAAACCACUGAUUGGCGGCCAUUUUGAAUUUUGUAAAGAAUCAAACAAUAUUUUAUCUUUCUAAUUUUUUUGGUAUUUUUUGCAAUAUCAUUCUGAAAAUGUACAUCCCACCAUUUUCAUAUCUGCAGAAUACAAAAAUAAUGCUAAAAUCUUUGCAGAGCUAUUUCUUUCACAGUUAUUGCAUUUUUAAAAUAAGAAAACCUGUUAUUGCCAGUUGCGGCGAAAUGCCAUACAACCGCUAUAUAACUGAAGAAAUCCUAAUGUGAGACAAGUCUGAUCUUGAUGAAAUUUUGCAGGCUUGAUGCCUGUACAUUAAGAUUUACCAGGGUGAAAUAUGAAGUUUGAGAAUCAUUGGGAGGCAUAGUUACAGACUGAUAACAACAAGGGUAGAAACCGGAGAGAAUAUCACUGUGGUACUCGAAUUCAUGGAUGGAUGAUGUUUCAACAAAACAAGAUACCAACUAACUUGGACAAGAAGUCAAUUUUUUACCAAAUAUGCAAGUCUUGAUAGGUUUGCCUUAACAUUUACAGAGUUAAGUUACACACUAAACCCUUCUUUUAAAGUUCAUUGGCAAUUAUUUAGGUGUCUUUCUUUUCAAUUACGUAUUGGGGACCUACACUUGUUGAUGGAGGAUCCACAUUAUAUACAAUGAUUAUGCAGACAGGUCAUUUGUUAAUUUAAGAGGAAAGCAUUAGGACAUAGGUGGUCUUUUGAGCAGAAAUGUAAACACAUUAAAUUUAUAAUUAGGUAGACAUCACUUAACACCCAUUUGGGAAGUUUUGACAACUCAUUAUAUGUUGCAAUAUUGACCAUAUAGCCUUAAUUUUUCCUCCUAUAGCUAUGUUGACAACUUUGAAAUUGAUUUAUGGAUCUUUGAAAAUAUAAAUCCAGGUCAUAGGGGCUUUGAGUUUAGGUUUGUUGCAGGAGAGCUGAAAGAAUGGCAAUGUGUGAGAGUUUAGAAAACUGCUCUUUUGGAAGUCACCUUUCAGAAAGAUGUAAUUUGCCGAUGUAUACAAGGAAAGUUGGAUUUAAAAUGGUUGAUUCACUUGAAGUCGGCGAGAAAAAGUUAUUGUCCCUGAGAUCUGGGAUUGUUGAAUUGACAGACAAGACCACAUGUUUUCAUCACAAACAAACAUAUUUAGCCAGGUAUAGUCAUUUUCAGAAGAAAUGCUGUGAUCCAUUUGCCAGACAUAAGAAACCUUUGAAGUCUGGGUUGAGGGAAAUAACUCUAGAUGCUUCAACUGAUGCUCAACUCCUUGGAAUCAGUUUAGUCCCUGGACAGAAGCUUUGCCCAACAUGUCAUACAGAGCUCACAAAGCAAACUAAAGAUUGUUGUGAACAAACUGCUCAGAUGCCAGAUAUAGAAGAAAAUGAUGAUGGUGAUGUAGAGUUUGAUUUUUCCAAAGACAGAACAAGAGAAAGCUUAGAUUCAAGCUUGAUUGAUAUGGAUGUGAGUCCCAUGAAACUGCAUGCUGUAGCUUCACACUCAAAGGUUGCAUAUGGAAAGAGAAAGCUGAGACAAGUGAAUGAAAAAAUGAAGGAGAAGGAAUCUUGUUUGCAAAAAGGAAUCGCAGAAGUGGUCAAUGUAACACUGGAAGAUUUAAGAGCAAAGAAGGUCAAGGAACAUCACAAUUUGGAAGAGCUGAAACAGAAGGCUGAUUAUCUUGAUGUUCUUGUCCAGCUGAUGAAAGAGAAAAUGAAAGUCUCAGACAGGCGAAGAAAAAUCCAGAUACUGACUAUGGUACCCCGCUCUUGGUCUAUCCAGAAAACAAAAGAUGAAUUCCAGGUUUCAGAAUACAUUGUAAGGCAGGCUAGAAAGCUUGCCCACGAAAAAGGUAUACUAGAAGUGCCUUUUCCCAAUCUUGGCAAACCAAUAAGUGAUUACGUUAAAGAAACUGUGUUGAAUUUUUAUCAGGAUGAUGAGUUCAGCAGACAAAUGUCUGGCAAGAAAGACUGCGUAAGCAUUGGGAAAAACAUCCUUCAGCAAAAAAGGCUGCUGCUGUGUAAUUUAAGUGAGCUCUAUUCUGCCUUCAAGAAACAGCAUCAAGAAAUAAAAAUGAACUUUUCAAAAUUUUGCAGUCUGCGACCAAAAUGGUGCAUCUUAGUUGGGCGCUCAGGAACCCACUCUGUUUGUGUCUGUGCAAUACAUCAAAAUGUUUCAUUGAUGCUGAAUGGAGUUAACUUGGAAAAGGAAUAUCAUAAACUGGCGAGCUUGCUUGUUUGUGAUACAAACUCAAAGGAAUGCCUGAUUCACAGAUGUCCUAAUUGCCCAGACACUUCAAAUCUAACCACAUCCCUCACAAAUUUACUUAUUGAUAUAAAAAAAAUAUAUCUUGCAACCUUAAAAAAGUUUAUUAUUUUAGCGAUGGGUGUGCAGGACAAUAUAAAAAUUGCAAAAACUUUUCAAAUAUUUGCAUGCAUCAAGAAGACUUUUCAGUGGAUUGUGAAUGCCACAAGCCAUGGGAAGUCCCCUUGUGACGGUAUCGGUGGGACAAUGAAAAGAUUAGCAACAAGGGCCAGUCUCCAAAGGCCUUUUUCUAACCAGAUUCUGACAGCACAACAUUUGUAUGAGUUUUGUGAUCAAGAGUGAAGUCCGUUUAAAGCUGAGAAAACGAUCAGAAAGUGCCACUACUUUGUCUGGAGCCAGAGGAUUUCAUCAUUUUGCCCCAGUGUCAUCAACAGUAAUAGCAGCAAAGAGAGUUUCAGAGGACACAGAGUUGGAU